This is a messenger RNA of Nerophis ophidion (straightnose pipefish), 3702 nucleotides long. Its product is annotated as myosin-9-like. The transcript has a single exon. NCBI's taxonomy places the organism in Eukaryota, Metazoa, Chordata, Actinopteri, Syngnathiformes, Syngnathidae. Bases 964 to 2844 code for a protein of 626 amino acids. Gene Ontology annotation, cellular component: myosin complex. The record is from RefSeq and is a predicted model, not a curated record.
CUAUUCCUCAGAAGUUGUUCCAAUGCAAUGGGAAGUCUGGCCUAUAUGGAAGAAAUGAAUGUUGUUUCUAAUAUGAGGACCAUCAUCCUAAAGCUUCCAUACAAGCUCAGAGAGCAGUGGAGGAACAAGGCCUGUGACCUACAGGAGAAGCAAGGCCACCGUGCCAUUUUCCCAGACCUUGUAAACUUUAUUGAAAAACAAGUCAAAAUACUCUCUGAUCCACUGUUUGGUAACAUUCAGGACACUAAGCAAUCAACUAUCAAACCCUCAUCCAUCCCUAAGCCAAGAGUAAAUUCAAGUCCAAGGAGCAGCUUUGUAACAACAUUAAUACCCAUAGACACUGUGGAGUCAAAUGAAGGAAAAAGGAAUGUGAUUGUCAAAUCUCAAAGUUGUCUGUUCUGUAAGAAGAGUGGUCACACACUGGAGUGCUGUCCACAAUUCAAGAGGAAGAAGCACAAAGGAAAAAUAGACUUCUUAAAGGAAAAAGGAGUCUGUUUUGGCUGUCUGAAAAUAGGACAUUUAAGUCGAGACUGCAGAAAUCGUCUAUUAUGUGAAAUAUGUAAACGACAACAUCCACAAAUACUCCACAUUGAACAGACAGAACAAACUCAAACCAAAUCAAUUGGAAUCAAUACUGUUGUCCCACCUCCCAAGCAUACUUGUGGUCAUAUUGGGGCUGGGGAUGACCCCUCCAUCUACUCCAUUGUACCUGUACAAGUCAAAAGCAACAAGGGAGACACAGUGUUACAAACUUAUGCAUUUUUGGAUCAUGGAAGCACCUCUACAUUCUGCACAGAAAAACUGAUGCAAAAACUGAACAUUACAGGACAAAGAAAAACCAUCCUUCUCAAAACCAUGAAUUAAGUGAAACCCGAAACCAGCUACCACAUCACUGGACUGGAAAUAGCCAGGAUAAAUACAAAUGACUUUAUUCAAUUGCCGUAUGUAUUUACACACAACACCAUGCCAGUUUCACCACACAAUAUUCCAAAACAGCAGGAUUUGAAACACUGGCCAUAUCUAAACAAUAUCAAAUUACCUGAAAUUGACUCUGACAUCGACCUCCUCAUUGGCACGAAUGCCUCUAAGGUACUGGAACCCUGGGAGGUGGUCAAUAGCCAGGAGGACGGGCCAUAUGCAGUGAGGACCCUAUUGGGAUGGGUCAUUUAUGGUCAUUUAAUAGGAGAUGACACCAGCAGGCAUAAUGGCUGCCCUGUUGCUGAUGUCAAUAGAAUAUCUAUUCUAAACCUGGAGGAGAAAUGCUUUGCCUACGACAAGAUGGAGAAAACCAAGACACGUCUCCAGCAAGAGUUGGACGACAUGGUGAUAGAUCACGACCAACUUCGACAAACUGUCACCAAUCUGGAGAAGAAGCAGAAGAAGUUUGACCAGAUGCUGGCGAAAGAGAAAAACAUAUCUGCACGCUAUGCAGAGGAGCGAGAUCGGGAUGAAGCCGAGGCCCGUGAGAAAGAGACCCGUACACUGUCUUUGACCCGCGAGCUGGAAACUCAAAUGGAUCUAAAGGACGAGGUGGACCCCAACAACAAACCGCUUCGGGCUGAAAUGGAGGAUCUGGUGUCAUCCAAAGAUGAUGUUGAAAAAAGCGUGCACGAGCUGGAAAAGUCCAAGUGUGCCAUGGAUCCACAGCUGGAGGAGAUGAAAACACAGCUUGAGGAACUGGAGGAUGAACUGCAGGCCACGGAAGAUGCCAAGCUGCAUCUGGAGGUCAACAUGCAGGCCAUGAAGGCCCAGUAUGAGCGGGACCUGUCUGGACGUGACGAGAUGGGUGAGGAGAAGAAGAGGUCUCUGAUCAAGCAAUUCCGCGAAAUGGAAAUGGAGCUGGAGGAUGAGCGCAAGCAGCGUUCAGGUGUUGUUGCUACAUGUAAAAAACUGGAGCUGGACCUGAAGGAACUGGAGGCGGGCAUCGACAUGGCCAACAAGCACCGUGAGGAAGCCCUCAAACAACUGAAGAAACAGCAGGCCCAGAUGAAAGAACUUAUCAGGGGACUGGAUGACACUCGCAUGUCUCGAGAGGAAAUUCUGGCCCAGAGUAAGGAGUCUGAGAAGAAGUUAAAGGGUAUGGAAGCUGAUAUGCUCCAAAUGCAGGAGGAGGUGGCUGCUGCAGAACGAGCCAUGCGACAGGCUCAGCUGGAGAUAGACGAGUUGCAGGAUGAGAUGAACAAUCAGGCCACCAAGAAUGCUCAAAUCGCAAAGGAGAGGAGACGUUUGGAGGCACGUAUCGCUCAGCUGGAAGAGGAGCAGUGCAACACGGAGCUGGUUAACGACAGCCUGAAGAAGUCCAUGCUGCAGACUGAUCAGAUGAACGUGGAGCUGACCUCAGAUUGCAGCUCCUUUCAGCGCGUGGAAGGCACCCACACCCAGCUGGAGCGUCAGAAAAAAGAGCUGAAGCUCAAGCUGCAGGAGAUGAACGGAGCGGUGAAGUCCAAUUACAAGGCCAACAUGGCCGCUCUUGAGGCCAAGUUUGCUCAGCUGGAGGAGCAGCUGGACAUCGAGACCAGGGAGCGGCAAAGUGCGACCAAGCUUGCGAGGCGAACUGAGAAAAAACUGAUAGAGCUGGUUCUGCAGGUGGAUGAUGAGAGACGCAACACCAAGCAGUACAAAGACCAGGCAGACAAGUUGAACUCUCGCAUGAAGCAGAUGAAGCGGCAGCUGGAGGAGGCCGAGGAGGAGGCUCAGAGGGCAAACACCUACCGAAGGAAGAUGCAGAGGGAGCUGGAGGAUGCCACAGAGUCAGCAGAAGCCAUGACUCGUGAAGUCAGCACCCUCAAGAGCAAGCAUCCGAUCAACCCAAAUCUUGUCUACAUAAUGAAGAUUCAAGAUUAAUGAACUAGAAAUGCCAACAUAUUUUUAUUUUUAAAUUAUGAAAAAAAAAAUGAAAGGAAUUUGAAAAAAAACAAAGAAAAAAAAUGAUAAGAAGAAUCGUGUAAAAUUGAAUUUGUAUGGCUCCCUAUCAAGUAAUUGUUACAGUGUAAACAAUUAGGGGCCGGUGUGUAGGAGCCAUUUUAGGCAUCCUUAUUUUUGUGCCGGCAUUACUUCCUUUUGUCACUAGGUGGCGGGCUUUUUGGUUUAGGAGUGCAGGGUUGAAGGCAUAAAUAGGAGCACAGGUCAGCUGAUUAGGAAGAACUCAGGUGUGGGAGCACAAACCGUUCUUACCAACGGCAGACAACGGCAGACAACGGUACACAGCAACUGGCAGGAAAUACAGGAGAGCAUAUGGCACAAUGUCACUACAAUAAUCCAUGGUAUGUUUCAUUCACCCUGCAAGUUUAUUAAUAAAUAUGCGUUAUCUGGACUUCUGACUGGACCUCACUUCAAUGCAAUGUUUACUGCUGCGUAGGAUCACUCCCUCAAACCUGUUGAGUAGUGACAAUAAAUUAGAACAUUUAAAGGUGAAGAUUGCCACUACACUCAUGUCAUGUGAUUUUAGGUCAUGUGAUUUCAUUCAUGUGAGGUCUUGUCAUGUGAGAUCAUGUCAUGUGAUUUCAUUUCAUGUGAUUCCAUAUCAUGUGAUUUCAUGUCACAGGAUUUCAUGGCAUGGGAUCUCAUUUCAUGUAAUCACUUGACAUGAAAUUUCAUGGCAUGUGAUUUCAUGCCAUGUGAUUUUAGGUCAUGCGAUUUCAUUUUAUAUGAUUUCAUGUCACUGGAUUUCAGGGGCGGUUCUAGGCAUGGUUAUAUGAGGGG